Molecule: messenger RNA, 1800 nt
Organism: Homarus americanus (American lobster)
Lineage: Eukaryota; Metazoa; Arthropoda; Malacostraca; Decapoda; Nephropidae
Gene: mrn
Product: general transcription factor IIH subunit 4-like
Exons: 9
Coding region: 412-1689 (425 amino acids)
Biological process (GO): nucleotide-excision repair
Cellular component (GO): transcription factor TFIIH core complex; transcription factor TFIIH holo complex
Molecular function (GO): ATPase activator activity; double-stranded DNA binding
Source: RefSeq, a predicted model, not a curated record
CCCCAGGUGCAUCCUUUUUUAUUCAAAUACUUUAUUUUAUUAAUAGGCCAUUUCUGCUCCCUCAAUAUUAGUACUGUACUGUACGCCACAAAGCCCUAGAUUAGGUAAUAGUAAAGAACAAGGACCCAGGUUAUCCUGCGACCUAACAAAAAAUCUCUAUAGAAGGAAACUUAUUUUGUACCUCUAGAAUAGAGUAAAUUGGGUGGAAACAGCACUUUUUGUAUUCUGAUUUUUUCACUAGUUUUUCCUGUAAAUAAAGAUGCUGCCACUCGCCCACUUCAUAACGACUCCAUGUUUGAAAGUUACCAUUGAAAAAUGCUUCACAGUGACCGACUGACCCACCCAAAGACUAAGCGACAGACUGACCUUACUUCCUCUCCAUACUGAUACAAAUCUACCUAACCAAACCUAAUGGAACUACCAGAAUUAAGCAAACAGUUCAUCCUACGACUCUUGUUUGUGACCAGACCUGUUCCUCAAGUGUUACUGGCCACGUGGAAACCUCAACAUGAGCCGGGCAAGGAUCUCGGGGACAUUGCUGCAGAACACCGGCAGGGGACACAGGUACUGCUUGACAUGGCUAUUUGGCAGGAAGUGAAUGACCACCAUGGAAAUUUGGCCAUUAGGCUAAGCAACACCUUCAGAGAUAACCUCAAAGUGGCCAUUCUUGGAGGGGGAAAACCAUGGACCAUGUCUGCUGCUUUAGAUUCAGAUCCACAUCAACGAGAUGUUGAGUUUCUAGACAAAUAUGCGAUGGAUAGAUGGGAAAGUGUUCUUCAGUUUCUUGUGCAGCCAGGCCAGGGUCAAACAGCCAUCUCCCGAGAUGCCAUGCGCACUCUGCUUCAUGCAGGUCUUAUUGAAAGCAGUGAUGAAUCAGACAAUAUGCAGAUAACAAGUUCAGGCUUCCAGUUUUUACUUCUUGACACGGCCUCUCAAGUUUGGUUCUUCAUUUUGAAGUAUUUAGAGACUGUGACGGAGCGAGGUCUGAGCCUUGUGGCCUGCCUCACAUUCCUUUUCAAACUCUCUUUCUCAAUUCUUGGCAAGGAUUACAGCAUGGAGGGUAUGGACAAUGAGCUCUUAACUUUCCUUCAACAUCUUCGGGAAUUUGGUCUGGUAUACUUACGCAAACGAAGUUCUGGCAGAUUUUAUCCUACAAGAUUAGCGCUCAACAUCACUGCUGGACAGAAUAAGGGCAACAUUGAUGUUCCUAAGCAGGGUUACUUAGUGAUUGAAACAAACUACCGGAUAUAUGCCUACACUGUCUCAGAGCUCCAAAUAGCACUUCUUUCCAUUUUCUCGGAUAUAGAAGGAAGAUUCCCCAACAUGGUGGUGACAAGUGUCUCUCGUGGCAGUGUGCGACGUGCUCUCCUGAAGGGUAUAGGGGCCGAGCAAAUUAUAAGUUUCCUGAGGCAGCAUUGUCACCCGCAGAUGUUCAAGAACAAUCCAGUUGUUCCACGUACAGUGGCAGAUCAAAUAAAGCUGUGGGAAUUGGAGAGGGAACGCUUAGAAUUCAAUGAAGGUGUUCUCUAUAAGGAUUUCAUGUCUGUUCAUGACUUCUCCCUGUUGUCCAACUUUGCCUCCAGUAAAGGUGUUCUUAUAUACUCCGAUGAAAAGCAGAGAACAAUGGUGGUGACUAAGAAAGGUCAUCCUGCCAUAAAGUUAUUCUGGAAAGAAGCUCAAGCUAAGUAAACAGUUGUAAAAAACUACAAGACACCUGGGAAAAAUUUAUACAAGGAACAUUAUUUACGUACAAAAUAUAUAUUUUUUAUGCCAGUGUAUAUAAUAAAGGAUUAAAUAAUA